This is a messenger RNA of Caenorhabditis bovis, 1347 nucleotides long. NCBI's taxonomy places the organism in Eukaryota, Metazoa, Nematoda, Chromadorea, Rhabditida, Rhabditidae. The record is from the annotation of a GenBank genome assembly.
AUGACUGAUGCUAAUGAUGUUGAGAUGAAAGAGGAGGAGAUCGAAGAUGAAUCCGAGUCUGAAGAAUCUAGCGAAGACGAAGGAGAUGAGGUAGAGGAAGAAGAGAAACAGGCGUAUAUCCCUGGACUUUCGCGUCCUCUUAAAAAAGGAGAAGGUCUGGAUUUUGAUCCAAGUGUUUACAAAGUCUUCCAUACUUUUACUACUGACUGGCCUUGCCUUUCUUUUGACGUUGUUCCUGAUGGUCUCGGCGAAAAUCGUACAACUUUUCCUGCGGAAUGCUAUAUUGUCAGUGGAACUCAAGCUGAAAAAGACCGAGACAACGAAAUUGUAGUCAUGGGCUUGAAAAAUUUAUCGGAAAUGAGGCCACCGAAAGAAGCUAAAGGUGAUGACAGUGAUACCAGUGAAGAUGAAUCGGAAGAUGAGGAUGAAGAAUCUAUUAAGAAACGAGAACCAAUUAUGCACGGCAUGAUUAUUCCCCAUUUUGGAAGUAUAAAUCGCGUUCGUGCGGAGCGCCUUGGAGAUAGCACGGUCUGUGCUUGUUGGAAUGCUCAAGGCCGAGUUCAAAUUUGGAAUAUCACAGAAGCCUUAAAUUCAGUUCAUUUGAUGAAAGGAGGAAAACAAUCCCAAGAAAUGAAAGGGCGUUCUCUAUUCACACAUAAUGGAACUGGAAAAGAAGGAUACGGAUUGGCGUGGUCAUCAUUGAAAAAAGGAGAUUUAGCAACCGGUGAUAUUAUUCGAAAAAUUUUCAUUUGGCAAAUGAAGGAAGGAGGAGAGUGGGCAGUUGGAUCAACUCCACUAACGGGACAUAAAAAAAGUAUUGAAGAUCUGGCGUGGUCUCCAACUGAAAACGGUCUCCUUGCAUCCUGUUCUUCUGAUCAAUCUAUAAAAUUGUGGGACACUCGCGCGAAUCCUAAAGAAGCUUGUGUCUGCACUGUGAACAAGGCGCACGACUCCGAUGUUAACGUGAUUUCUUGGAAUCGGCACGAUAAUCUUAUUGUGUCAGGCGGAGAUGACGGCGAACUCAAAAUCUGGAGUUUAAAAACUAUUCAAUUCGGCCAACCAGUGGCUAGGUUCAAGUAUCACAGUGGUCCAAUCACCUCCGUGGAAUGGCAUCCACAAGAGACUACAACUUUUAUGGCAUCCAGCGAAGACGACCAAACCACUAUUUGGGACAUUGCGACUGAAGCUGACGGAGCUAACACAAUCGAAGGUGUUCCGCCCCAGCUUAUGUUCGUUCAUAUGGGACAAAAAGAAGUUAAGGAAGUUCAUUGGCACCCACAGAUCCCAGGGCUUGCCAUUAAUACUUCAAUUGACGGAUUUAACGUCUUCAAAACUAUCAAUAUUUAA